CAUCCCAGCCAUUGCUUCUCCACCUGCUCCAUAGAGAAGGGAAGAUGAGCGAGUCAAGUUCGAAGUCCAGCCAGCCCUUGGCCUCCAAGCAGGAAAAGGAUGGCACUGAGAAGCGAGGGCGGGGCAGGCCUCGUAAGCAGCCUCCGGUGAGUCCCGGGACAACGCUGGUAGGGAGUCAGAAGGAACCCAGUGAAGUGCCAACACCUAAGAGACCUCGGGGCCGACCAAAGGGGAGCAAAAACAAGGGCGCUGCCAAGACCCGGAAAACCACCACGACUCCAGGGAGGAAACCAAGGGGCAGGCCCAAAAAACUGGAGAAGGAGGAAGAAGAGGGCAUCUCGCAGGAGUCCUCAGAGGAGGAGCAGUGACCGCGCCGUGCCACCUGCUUCCUCAUCGAGGAGCAGUUUCCUUCUGGGACUGGACAGCUCCGCUCCCACUGCCCCCCUGCCCCUUCCCCCAGGCCCACACAUCACCGCCACCUACCUGCGCCUGCACCGCCACACUACACAGCACACCAGCCGCUGCAGGGCCCUGGUGGCCCAGGUGGGGAGCAGUUUUCCUUUGGUCUCGGAUCCCAGCGACCCCUCCCUCACCCACGUGCACACACUUGCCCUCCCAAAGCCGACUUCCCACUUAGCCGCACCCUGCACCUGCUGCGUCCCCACUCUCAGUGGUAGGGACAUUGCUGACUGGGCUCUUGGUUUGGGGGUCCUUUCUCCCCCACUCUUCCCUCUGGCAUCCAUUAAGGGGCCUGGGAGGGCUCCCUGGCCUUAAAAGGGGCCCAAGCCCCAUCAUUCUGACAUGCCCACUCCAUUGUACUGGCAGCAGCAGCAGGAGCAGGUGUGGCCAAUGGAUAGGGCUGCUUGGCCCCAAGAUGCUCCCAACCAACCUGUCUCUCACCAGGUGCAGCUCACACCCACUUUUCUUCCUUCCCCACCUUGCCUAGUCCCUGCACUAGGUUAGCAGCCCCCUUGGGGCACAGGAAGAAAGGCAGGAGGGAUUGAGCCCCCUACCCCAUCUGCUUCCACUCUAGGCCUCAUUUCCCUUUUCCUCACAUGGGGCACUACUAAGGAGCUAGCCUUGCCCACUCCCACCCUUCUGCUCCUCCCCACCCCCCAAGGUUCUGGUUCCAUCUUUCCUCUGUUCACAAACUACCUCUGGACAGUUGUGUUGUUUUUUGUUCAACGUUUCAUUCUUAGACAUCUGUCAUUGCUGCUGCUACCAGCGCCAAAUGUUCAUCCUCAUUGCCUCCUGUUCUGCCCACAUUCCCCUCCUCCAAGAUAUUCUUAGGGGAUGGGGCCUGGAGCAAAGCAGGCUGGGUUACCGACUACCCCAGUCCCAGGGAAGGUGGGGCCCUGCCCCUAGGAUGCUGCAGCAGAGUGAGCAGGGGGGGGACCUGUGUUGACCGUCGAAGUGUAGGGGCCACCUUCUCCCCCUGUUCUGCCAGGGAGGAGGUAGCCAUUAUUUGUCCCAGCCUGGGGCUCCCCCCCUCUGGUUUCCUAUUUGCAGUUACUUGAAUAAAAAAAAAUAUCCUUUUC
Messenger RNA from Pteropus alecto (black flying fox), 1538 nucleotides. It is a transcript of the gene HMGA1, whose product is annotated as high mobility group AT-hook 1. The transcript has 4 exons. Gene Ontology annotation, cellular component: nucleus; chromatin. The record is from RefSeq and is a predicted model, not a curated record. Bases 45 to 368 code for a protein of 107 amino acids. Gene Ontology annotation, biological process: regulation of DNA-templated transcription. NCBI's taxonomy places the organism in Eukaryota, Metazoa, Chordata, Mammalia, Chiroptera, Pteropodidae. Gene Ontology annotation, molecular function: DNA binding; transcription coregulator activity.